Molecule: messenger RNA, 930 nt
Organism: Lotus japonicus
Lineage: Eukaryota; Viridiplantae; Streptophyta; Magnoliopsida; Fabales; Fabaceae
Product: thioredoxin O1, mitochondrial
Exons: 7
Coding region: 111-650 (179 amino acids)
Source: RefSeq, a predicted model, not a curated record
GAUGAAAUGAUUUCGAAGGCGUAAACCCUAAACCCCCAUUUGAUUGUUUUGAACGGAGGAGAAUUUGAAACAGAAGAAUCACAGAGAGCGAGUGAGUGAGGAAGAAGAAGAUGUCCAGAAACUUGAUCCUCCGAUCCUUCGCUCUCCGCCAUGCAAUAAGGAACGCCGUUCGCCCAUUCCUGAACCGCACCCACCUUCCUUCUUCACUUUCCAAUUCCAAAACAACCUCCCUCUUCGCCGCCACCAUCGCCUCCACUCUCCUCCCUCCCUUCCACCACUCCCGUUCCCUUUGCUCCGCCCCAGCUAAUCCCGGUGUUGUACUCGUUAAUUCAGAGGAAGAGUUCAAUAGAAUCCUCACCAAAAUUCAAGAUAACUCGUUGCACGCGAUCAUCUAUUUCACUGCAGUUUGGUGUGGACCUUGCAAGUUUAUUUCUCCUAUAGUUGGGGAGCUCAGUAAGAAGUACCCUCAUGUAACAACAUAUAAGAUUGACAUUGAUCAGGAAGCACUUCGUGGCACAUUGACAAAGUUGCAGAUUUCGUCUGUGCCAACACUACAUUUCUUUCUGAACGGGAAAAAGGCUGAUGAGCUUGUAGGCGCUGAUGUUGCAAAACUGAACCGUAUUACAGAGAAACUCUUCAAGAAGGACUGACUUUGGGAAUGGCUGACGGCCCAUGAAGUACAAAGUGAGAAAAACUGCAAGUGUGUGCUUAGACAUUCUUUAGGUGCCACUCCCGUUAAAUAGCUUGGUUUCAGUGCCAUCGUUUAAGAUUGAAGUGUUAUUUAUAUUUUAUAGUCAUCUUCUGAUUGUAUUUUUAAAUCCAUGAGAGAAGAGAGAUAAUUUGUACACUUGCUUAGAGCAUGAGAUAUUUGCAAUCAGUGAUGCUUUUUUAUAUAUGGAAAGAAUAAUGUGAAGUUGAAAAUUCUCAAAA